Lactuca saligna is the source of this 1762-nucleotide messenger RNA. Lineage: Eukaryota; Viridiplantae; Streptophyta; Magnoliopsida; Asterales; Asteraceae. The record is from the annotation of a GenBank genome assembly.
GUAAAAUACUAAAACUUAUGCCUAUGUUAUUUUAAUUUAUAUAUAUUGAUCUACCACUUAUUUUUAUAUGUAUUUUUAUUGUUUGAACUUGUAAAUGUUCUAUAUAUAUAUAUAUAUAUAUAUAUAUAUAUAUAUAUAUAUAUAUAUAUAUAUAUAUAUAUAUAUAUAUAUAGGAAAAUAGAAAAAAUAUAUAUAAAAACUAUAGAAACCUGUCAAUUUGGCGGUCGGUCACCAUACCGGUUCAACUAAAAAACCGGUUUUUAAAACAUUGGGGAGAAUACAAUUAGAUAUGGAAAAUAUAAGAUAAGAAAAAUAGGACACGAAAUAUUAGCAUAAAUAUAAAUAUAAGCAAAAAGAUUAAAUAUGACAAAGGAAGAUAUGAUGACAUGAUUUGAAGGGCAUAAUUGUAAUUACAACUGGAGAGGGGGUGUUUAAUAAUGAAAGAAGAAUAUAAUAAGUUGAAGGGCAAAGGUUUGGAGAGCUGAUAUAACCUGUGAUCACAAAGCUUACCACUCAAUUACAAAAUUCCUCUCAUCUUCUGCUUAUCUUCAUCAGAAAUUAAGACACUUGCGCUCUCAAAGGUAUCUUUUUUUUUUUUUUUUUGUUCCCAUCCAAAGCUCUUUGUGUGCCAUCAUGGAUAUUUUUUCUGCUGCUUUUAUCUUUACAAACAAAUAUGGUAGGACGUACGCAUAUUCCUUUGUGUGGUUUUGAUCUCUUCAAUUCAAAUGUGAGAAAGCAUAUGGAUUCGAAUCCUUAAUUUGUCCAAAACAGUAAAAUUAUAGGUUUAAACAUAUGCAUGGUGACUCUUUAAAUAUGGGAUUAUAAUAUAUAUAUGGCUAUGGUUGGUGGAUUAGGUCUACUGUAAUAUUUGAAGAAAAAGAUGGGUUACUGGAAAUCAACAGUGGUACCAAAGUUCAAGAAGAUUUUCGAGAAGAACAACGUUAAGAAGACGGCUGCUGCAGAAGCUUGCAAGACCUUCGAUGACGCUAAGGAGGAUUACAGCAAAGAGUUUGAAGAAAAGAAGAGUGAACUCCAAGCUAAAGUCAUUGAAAUAUAUGAAGCUUCUUCCGCUGAAAUCAAGGCAGUGGUGAAGGAGAAGAAGGAAGGCGCGUUGAAAAAGGUCUCUACUGGUGUCGAGAAGUUCCUUGAAGAACUCUCUAAAAUCGAAUUUCCUGGAUCGAAACCAGCUCAUGAAGCUUGCUGCAAAUUCGGCCCAACCUUGGUGGAGGGACCCAUUUUCUUUGUUUUUGAGAAGGUGUCGACAUUCAUUGUAGUCGAAGAGAAAAAAGAAGAGGAGGCUACACCAGCACCGGAAGCAGCAGCUCCGGUGGAAGAAACAAGCAGCAAAGAGAAGGAGAUUGUGGUGGAGGAAGAGAAGAAAGAAGAGGUGGUGGUGGUGGCGGAGGUUGAGAAGACACCGGAAACCACCACAGUCAAGGCGGAGGAAGUAACCCCAGCUGAGCCACCAAAGGCUUGCUGAGCUGAAGGUUUAAUGGGGGUGUGUGAUAUCGAUGAUUUGUGAAAAUUAAAUUAAAGGUUUCUGUGAAUGCAUCUGUAAACAAAUUUUACUUGGACAAAUUUGUUAUUCUUUCUUCUUUUUUUUCCAUUUUUAUGGGGGGUGGGUUACCCUACUUACCCCUUUGUAAUACAUUGAAAAUGUUUUGUUGGGUGUUUUCUUUUUUGCUUUUUGUAUAUUAAUUGUUGUAAUUUGUAUAAUACGUAAACUUAUCAAAUACAGUUUGUUGCCUUCAUUGAUUAUUCC